AAAUGAGCAUUGCGUCAAAGGAUUCGUUUUGGAUUGAAUUCGAAAAUACAUUGACGGAUAAAGUGCUUAAUUUGAGUGCGUCACAUGAAAAUUAUCAAUCGCUACUGCAUGAACUGGAGACUUUAACUCGGCUGACAGUUGAGGAUGAUUUUAGGUUGUCAAUCCCCAAUGAAGUUCUAAAGCUUUUGCUAAAAAUCAUGCAGAAAUCAAUACAUAUUUCAUUAUCAGUUGAAUGUGCCCGCAUUCUAAGAAACAGUUGUGGGAAAAACUGGCAAACAUUCCCCCAGACAUGGAAUCAGUUGCUUGAAGAAUGCAUGCAGCUUUUAAAAAGCUUUCUUUCUAAAGAGUCUCCAGUGGAAGAAGUUGUGCUUUCCAAUAUAAUUCUUCAAUGCAUUGGCAACCUAUUAAACUUAUGGCCAAGUUUAUCUGGAACUAUAUGGGAUAAUCUUCAAAGUGAAUUGUGUAACCUAAUUUCACACCGUGAUGAGAAAAUAAGUUUGUAUUCAUCUUGUGUCAUGUAUGGAUUGCUCAGAAAUUCUGCCAUUAUGAGGGAAGAAAUUGUAGGCGAAAAAUGGAAAGACCUAGUAUCUGGGUUGAUUAUGUCUUCCCAUAAAGGGGUACUGUAUUCACAAUUUUCCAUCAAAUUAUACCUAUGUGACCAAAACCUGUUAGAAAAAAUGUAUGAAAAGCAAGAAUUAGGGUCGAGACUCCUACUCCUUCAUCAGAUUUCAGAAUUCGCCCCAGAAUGCGAAGUGGACGUCCGAAAUUGGCAAUUUUUCAGCCGACUAUUUCAAGAAAGAUCAAGCAUAAUUUUGCGAACUUGCGAAAGUUCAACGAUGGAUUUGGAAGCAAUGGAAGUGACUGGCCUGGUUGAGAUAUUGGCAAAAAGCUCAUCCAAUCAUGUAUGCCAUCGAGAGCUUUGCCCCGAUGAGGACCUCUUGGUUAUUACAAUUGAUUUACUUCGCAGCAUACAUUGUCUAGGCCAAUCAGGAUCAAACUAUUUUACGGCUAUUAACGAUCAUUUUGGAUCCGUUGAACCUCAUCCGGCCUUAAAUUUCAAAUGCAAUUUGGUGCGUUUGCUUGGAAAUCUUUGUUUCAAAAAUCCUACUGCCCAAGAUCGAGUCCGUGAGCUCGAAGCUAUCGCGCCGCUUCUCGAGUGCUGCAACUUGGAUGCCCGUAACCCAUUCAUCCAACAGUGGUCUAUUCUUGCGAUUCGCAAUGUAUGUGAAAAGAACACAGCUAACCAAGAAAUCAUUGGGUCGAUGAGUCAAAGAGGGGUUGUCCAGCCCACCGUGUUGGAAGAUCUCGGUAUGGUGGUUGAGGCAACCGAUUCGGGGAUUUCCCUACGUUCGGCUGGUUUAAAUCAAAAUCCCUAGUCCCUCCACCGUUUAGAAGAGGGAACGUCCGAAUGAUGCAAAUAAACAAUAAAUUUUCGUCACUA
Daphnia magna is the source of this 1441-nucleotide messenger RNA. Its product is annotated as ataxin-10. The transcript is spliced from 6 exons. Gene Ontology annotation, biological process: neuron projection development. Gene Ontology annotation, cellular component: cytosol. NCBI's taxonomy places the organism in Eukaryota, Metazoa, Arthropoda, Branchiopoda, Diplostraca, Daphniidae. The record is from RefSeq and is a predicted model, not a curated record. Bases 3 to 1376 code for a protein of 457 amino acids.